Myotis myotis is the source of this 1949-nucleotide messenger RNA. RefSeq names its product ubiquitin conjugating enzyme E2 J2 (gene UBE2J2). Bases 829 to 1608 code for a protein of 259 amino acids. NCBI's taxonomy places the organism in Eukaryota, Metazoa, Chordata, Mammalia, Chiroptera, Vespertilionidae. The record is from RefSeq and is a predicted model, not a curated record. The transcript has 7 exons.
CAGUGCUGUGGCAGAUGAGCUGGAACACCGGGUGGCAGAGGGCGGUGGAGUGGGGUGAGCGGGAGGGCAGGCUCCUCCUCCGCUGCCACAUCCACUCUGCCACCCCGAGCCCGGUGCUCCCUCCUUCCUGCCCUGCACACCCUGUGCCCCUGCUGUCGGUCACACUCUGGACCAGCGGCUUUCACACUUCAUUUUUAGCAGCAUGACUUUCUGCCUUUCCACUUAUGUUAUGAGAAACUCUAGUAGAUGAAGCAGUUGGGUUGGAGCUGUUCUGGUGCCGGUGAGCGUGGGGCGCCCUGUCUCCCCAUCUCUGGGGCACAGCUGUGGUGUCCCAGGGCUCCCUGCCCCAGGCCAUCUCUUCUCUUGAGUGACUGCCUUUGGUGCUGCCCUGCACGUCCUGCCUCUCCCACGCCGUCCUGUCUGUCCCUGCUGCCCCGUCCAUCCUGACGCACCUGAACGCUUGGGCCUGAGACCCUCUGGAGCAGGCCUGGCCUGGCCUCCCUGGCACCUUGUUCGCCACCGUCUCUGCUCCUGACGCCGUGACCCGGGCCGUCCUGGGCACAGGGCUUCCUCAGGCCUCUGCCCUGCCCAGCACAUGCACCUGAGUCUUUCACGGGUCCCGUCUCUCCAGAACCAGAGAGGCUCGUUGCUCCUCUGUUGCCCGUGCUGGGGGUGCAAAGGGGGGUUUUGCAGGGGCUGGUGGGUGCGUCCUGAGUGCUGUGUCGUCAUGGAGCACAGAGCUGAGUGAUGUGUGCAGUGACCCGGGUCCGGUCCGGCUUCAGACACCCACCGGCGGCUGCUUGAAAUUGGAUCACCUGAGGCUGCUAAAUGAGCAGCAACAGCAAUAAGAGAGCUCCAACCACAGCCACCCAGCGACUGAAACAGGACUACCUUCGGAUCAAGAAAGACCCAGUGCCUUACAUCUGUGCCGAGCCCCUCCCUUCCAAUAUUCUUGAAUGGCACUAUGUGGUCCGAGGCCCUGAGAUGACUCCUUACGAAGGUGGCUAUUACCAUGGAAAACUAAUUUUUCCCAGAGAAUUCCCCUUUAAACCUCCUAGUAUUUAUAUGAUAACCCCCAAUGGAAGAUUUAAGUGCAAUACGAGGCUGUGUCUGUCCAUCACGGACUUCCACCCGGACACCUGGAACCCGGCCUGGUCCGUCUCCACCAUCCUGACGGGGCUCCUGAGCUUCAUGGUGGAGAAGGGCCCCACCCUGGGCAGCAUAGAGACCUCGGACUUCACGAAAAGACAACUGGCUGCACAGAGUUUAGUGUUUAAUUUAAAAGACAAAGUCUUCUGUGAGUUGUUUCCUGAAGUUGUGGAGGAGAUUAAACAGAAGCAAAAAGCACAGGACGAGCUCAGCAGCAGACCCCAGGCGCUGCCCUUACCCGACGUGGUUCCCGACGGGGACACGCACCACGGCCAGCACGGGCUGCAGCUCCUCAACGGGCACGCGCCAGGGGCCGGGCCCCACCUCGCGGGCUUCCAGCAGGCCAACCGGCACCACGGACUCCUGGGCGGCGCCCUGGCGAACUUGUUUGUUAUAGUUGGGUUUGCAGCCUUUGCCUACACGGUCAAGUAUGUGCUGAGAAGCAUAGCACAGGAGUGAGCUGCACGCCGGACGCAGAGGUGAUCAAGAGCGAGGGACGGCCGAGCCUGACGCUGGCUGGCUGGACGCACCAUCCGCACAGGGCGGACCCGCCCAACGCCUGGGGUUAGCUUUUUAAAACCAUUAAGAGGAAAACAAAAACCAGAGUGAGGGGCUCGGAUUGGAGCGUAGACACGAGUCCCGCCCACGCGCCCUGGUCUCGGCUGUGGAGCUCGGGGCGGAGGAGGGGCCUCACGCUGUGGUUCUGUACCUCAUCUCCUGCAUUGUCUUUGGACAUGUUUUAGUAAACCUGUUUUUCAUUUUAUAGAUUUGAUCACUUAAAAUAUAAAACUCAAUGCCUA